Messenger RNA from Plasmodium knowlesi strain H, 2133 nucleotides. RefSeq names its product mitochondrial cardiolipin synthase, putative. The transcript has a single exon. NCBI's taxonomy places the organism in Eukaryota, Apicomplexa, Aconoidasida, Haemosporida, Plasmodiidae. Gene Ontology annotation, molecular function: catalytic activity. The coding region runs from base 1 to 2133 and encodes 710 amino acids. The record is from RefSeq and is a predicted model, not a curated record.
AUGAGUUCUUGCGGGUGUUACAUUUUGGCGGAAGUGGGGGGCGGCCUCCUGGGUAAAGAAGUGGUAGGUGGCAAAACUGUUGUAGGGGGAGGGUCUGGACGGAAAACAGUUGGAGGUACAUCCCCCCCCCAGGAGGCCUUACUGAAUGCACAGCGAGAUUUGAAAGGCAACGUGUAUAGAACGAUCAGGAAGAAGGUGGAUCCUCAGAUAAUGAGCGGAACAGAGGACGAAGGUACAGAAGGGGGGCAAAACAAAAAAGAAAUUGAUAUCGAAAGGUUGGUGGAAGAUAACGUAGAACAGCUAAGCCUAAACAGAAAGGAAAAGGAUAUAAUGAAGAAGAAAUGGAAAUACAUUUUAAAAAAAAACAAAGAGAAAUAUGGAAAAGUAUCUGAUGGAAAUAAAAUAAAAAUAUAUAACGAUGGACAUACAACUUUUAGGGAUAUACUUCGAUCUAUAGAGAAGAGCAAAAAGAGGGUUUGGUUUGAGUCUUACAUUUUCGAUGACUCUGAAUUAGCGCAGCAAGUGGUGGACAGCCUAUGUAAUGCGGCGAAGAGAGGAUGCGAUGUCAUUCUUCUGGUUGAUUAUAUCGGAAGCUUGAAAAUUAAAAAUAAAUGGGUGAAUAUGUUGAAGGAGAAUAACGUACACGUUCUUUUCUUUAACACUUUUUUGAAUUCUUUCCUUAACAUGUUACCAAUUUUCUUUCGGGACCACCGUAAGAUCAUAAUAGUAGACAACGCUGCGUACUGCGGGUCGAUGAAUGUUUCCGAGAGCGUCGUCCCGAGCGGGGUGGGCUGGCAGAGAGGUGAUGUGGGUGAGAUGGAAAGUGAUGUGGGUGAGGUGGAAAGUGAUGUGGGUGAGAUGGAAACUGAUGUGGGUGAGAUGGAAAGAGACACGGAAGAAGCGGAAACAAAAGAACCCGCAAACGAAACCUAUGGAGGUACGUCCACUUGCGAAGGAAUCAUGCCGAACCGAUGCGAGCACCCAGGGCCAAGUGAGAAACAUGUCAAAGUGAGCGAAAAAAAAAACAAAAGUAAACUCCUACAAUACUACGAUUUACAUAUAAAGGUUAAAGGACCCGCAGUGAAAGAUUUGGCAGAUGUUUUUAUCGAUUCACUUAAGAUGACCAAAACUUCCAUCAUCAGGGGAACAAUCGAGGAACAGAAAAGAUAUGUGGACGAUGAGGGGAAAUCUUGCUUCGUUCAAGUUCUAGAAUCAAAUGUAUUGAGAAAAAUUCGAUCCAUUCAGUCUACCUUUGAAUGGGUUCUUAAAAAUGGAGCCACGAAAAAUAUUUACAUAACGACUAGCUAUUUUAUCCCCCCCGGUUUUCUGAGGAGAGCUUUAUUUUCUGCUCUGAAUAACGGGGUAGACAUUUCGUUCCUCCUUUCUGGGAACUCGGAUGUGAUGGGUGAUGUUCCCGCCACUUAUCACAUCGUGAAGAAGUUCCUGAGGAGGUCCCAGAGGGGCGGCGCAAACAGUGGCGGCAACAACCAACACAACCACGAACACCACCACGAACACCACCUACACAACCAUGGCAACAGUGAUAACCGUGACGGGAGCAACCAAACAGAUCAAACGGAUGGACGUGAGGGAAGCCACAACAAUGAACAGAGCGACCACCCCCAACAGGGGAAAGCAAACUCCUAUCUGCACAACCUGCGCAAGCGAGCGGAGUCCAGAAUAGGAGAAAACUUUUUGAAGAGACAAAACAAGGGAAACUGCGACUUUUAUUUUUUUCAAAACAGGCACUGUCAUGCAAAGAACCUCAUGGUGGACAAUCUCUGGUGUGCCGUGGGUUCAUACAACUGGGAUCGAUUUUCUUCAAGGCGCAACUUAGAAGUAAUGGUUUCUAUCUUUGAUAAACAAAUCUGCCACCAGUUUGUGCAGGAGCAUAAGAGUAAAAUAAAAAACGAAUCAAAACAAGUGACUCUCGCGCAGGUGAUCAAUCGUAACGUGUUCCAAGGAUUUUUCAGUUACUGCGCCUAUCAUAUGGCAAAAUGGUCCGGCAAAAAUAUAUUGGACGGAUUGUCCAAGGAUAGCAAGAAGACUGUUCUAAGGAGAGCCAUUGUGAAUAAAUAUUUGUCCGACAAUUGCAUGGAAAAUAUCUCCCUCAACAUGAUGUGGGGCGCGUAG